Molecule: messenger RNA, 1659 nt
Organism: Cyprinodon tularosa
Lineage: Eukaryota; Metazoa; Chordata; Actinopteri; Cyprinodontiformes; Cyprinodontidae
Gene: vstm4a
Product: V-set and transmembrane domain containing 4a
Exons: 8
Coding region: 216-1280 (354 amino acids)
Source: RefSeq, a predicted model, not a curated record
CAUUUAGAGGGGAGAGCGAGGGAGAGAGUGGGAGUUUCUAAGUGGGAACAGAGCUUUUACUGUUUCAUAUUACAGAGAAAAGAGGAGAAAGAGGAGAAGAGUUAAUGGUGGGUAAGGGCUCUGGUGGGUUGUGCAGCCAGCCUCUGUUUUGAAUGUAGCUGCUUGUGAAAGUGCAGGGCAGUUGUCUGGGUUUAUGGAUUCGCAGACUGUGGAAAAUGUACUUCUCUAUAGUGGUCCUUGUCCUGACUAAGACUCUAGUCACAGAGGUAUGUCACGCUCUGAACGUGACAGUCACCCCUAGGCCUUUGGUCUUAGUCGCAGAGAGAGACAAUCUGACUUUGUCUUGUCAAGUGUCGGACCGCAAGUGGAAUAGCAGUGUCCUCAUUAUUCGCUGGUUCUUCUCUCCUUUGACUUCUCCAACUCUGCAGCCGCCUCCUCUUCCAACCACUUGUCCCACUGUCCUCUUACCCUCCCAGUUUCUGAUUGUGAGGAGAGGCAUAAAGAAAAUAAACCAGUAUGGAAACUACAGCCGUCGCUUCCCCAAGCAGAAAUUUCGUUUCAUUGACGAUGUGGCAGGAAAAGUGUACCAGUUACUCAUCGCCAACGUCACAGGAAUGGAUCAGGGCUUUUAUAGCUGUAGAGUUCAGGAGAUCCGAAAAUACAGGAACACGUGGAGAACCUCCUCCAAUGGCACCAGCACCACACAGCUAUCAGUGCACUUUAGUCCUGAGGAUGGCAGCAGUGAGGGGCUGUGGAGCUUAUUUGCAGAUGUGUAUAUGUGUGCUGUGUUGAUCUGCUCACUGGGCCUGCUGUCCAUCUUCUUGUUCUCCCUCUUCUUAACUGGCCAGUACUUCUACAGGCGACGCAGGCUCAAAGCCAGUUAUCUUUUCGUCAAAUGUCCAGAAAGCAGCUCUGGAGAAACUGUUACUAGCUCCAGUAGUUGCUCCAGUUCUCCACCAAGAACACAGAGAAAAGAGACGAGACAGCAGGUUGACAGAGGACCACCAGUGACCCCACCUAGACUAGCUGAAGAGCCACUGUUUCAGCCACCAGUCAGAGCGCCUGUUGCAGCAAAGAGGCCGCAGAAGCCCAGAAGGUUGAAGACUCAGCCAAGGAGAUCUGCCACUUCUCGAGUAUCACAAGAAGACAGCCUGACGUAUGCAGAACUGGAGUUGGUCCGACCGAGGCAGGAACCACCAGCCUCCUCCGGCCCUGAUGCCACACCCACCAGCCCUGACACUGUGUAUGCUCAGAUCCUCUUCCAGGAAGAAAAGCUAUAGAGCUGGCAGCUCGGUUCCUCCUGGUGAGGGCAGAGGUCCAGUUUUCCACCCAACAAACGAACAAAGCAGCAUCUAAAGGAACAUAUUUAUGAACUAUGAGUAUGAUAUUUAGCUUCUUUAAUGAAAGAUGCCACAUUUGUGGGUAAGUUUGUGGGUUUUUUUUUUUUUUUGUUGGGCCUAUGUUUUUUUGAUAGCAUUGCUGGUCUGUGAGUCUGUUUUUUAUAGCCCUGAUUUAGUGUUAACUUCUAUCUAUAAACCUAUGAGACUGUGCUCGAAUAAACUAUUGUCCGUGAGAUUUUUAUGGCACCAUCUUGACACUUUAACAAUCAGCUUUUGAAGUUAAUUCCUUAUUACUGUAUUAAAACUCAGUAUUAAUAAA